This is a messenger RNA of Athalia rosae (coleseed sawfly), 1630 nucleotides long. Its product is annotated as glycine-rich cell wall structural protein 1.8. The transcript has 2 exons. The record is from RefSeq and is a predicted model, not a curated record. Lineage: Eukaryota; Metazoa; Arthropoda; Insecta; Hymenoptera; Athaliidae. The coding region runs from base 134 to 718 and encodes 194 amino acids.
UCUAGAGAGGGCCGCGUAGCUUCUUCGGGGGGGAAAGGAGCCUCCGAAUGCCCCCCACAUCCUCAAGGGGGUAUAAAGGUGGCGCAGGCUCAUCCACAGAGUCACAGAAAGAGGCGGCAUCGCAGAAGCCGACAUGAAUCCAUUGAUCGCGUGUAUGUUCGUGGCCCUGGCCGGGGUUGCUCUAGCCGAGCCCCCAGUAUCCUCGGGAUACAGUUACAGCAGCCCAAGCAUCGGGGGAGGCGGUGGUUAUUCCCUCGGCGGAGGAGGUGGAUACUCCUUCGGCGGAGGCGGAGGUGGCGGUUACUCCCACGGAGGCGGAGGUGGCGGUGGCGGUGGUUACACUCAAGUCAGUACCGGCUACCAAACGAACGAAGGUGCUUCCGUCGACGGAGCCCUCCUCGAACAGAUCCGUCAGAUCCUCCUGAAGGAAGAACUCCAGUCUCAGCAGAGCGGAGGCUUCGGCGGAAGCGGAUACGCUCCAAGUUCCAGCUAUGGCGCUCCCUCUCCCCAAUACGGAGUCCCCAGCCCCCAAUACGGAGUACCGAGCUACCAGACUCGCGUCGUUGGUGUCGAUCUUGAGGGCAUCAGACAGGCCAUCCAGGUUGCCCAGUUCAAUCAGAUCAGCCACGGACCCAGCUUCGGGGGAUACCCAAGCGGGCCAAGCUCUGGCUAUGGUGCGCCAAGCAAACCAAGCGGCAGCUACGGAUCCCCGUACUAGAUAAAAUUCACCAAACUAAUGAAACUUAUCGUUAGCUAACAUCAGGCCUGGCAACGAUCGACUUUACAACCCUGGGCGAAACAUCCAAGAGCGAUGAUCGAGAGUCUAUUUUUUCACCAUCUUCGAUCAUUGAGGGUGAUCAUCCGCACCGACAACGAAGGAAGAUUGUAUCUUCAAGGUCUGCCUUGCUGAAGAUUGAACAGUCGUAGCUUCAUCAGGGCAGAUAGUGGAGAAGUUCGCGAAUCAUCGAUCUUGGUUUUUUCAACGGUACAUCGUUGCGGAACAUCACUUUGAAAAAUAUAAAAAUAUCAACACCGAAAGUCGAUUCGAACUAAGGAGGAAAAAAAAAGAAUAAGGAAAAAAUACGUUGCCGGAUGAAGAAUUAACGUAGGAAAAUUCAACUAUUCUUACCGACGAGAAUACAAAUACGAAAGAUCACCUGAUUAAAUAUAUAUUUAAAAAUGCAAGAAUUAAAAAGAACGACCGAAUCGGGUCUCGUCAUUUCGCGCCUUAAAAAAGCGCGCUGUAAAUACAGCGGAAGUUGUGAAGUAAUGCUGUUUGGGUGAUAGAUUCUUCUGGGCAUUCCAAAACUAUCUGUACCAAAUUAUUUUAUUUUUAUUUUUUUCAUUAUUAUAUUGAUUUUUUGGUACAAGAUGAACGACAUACGGAAAAUACUUGAAUCUAACCCAAACGCAAACACACACCCAUAACACUCUUUCACACACACACGUAGACACGGACACGCAAACACUGCACACUCAUGAGAAGUACACGCGAGUGCGAUAUGUUUUUUUAUACCUUAUGUAAUAACUCUCUCUGUCUUUCUCUCUACUAUUAUACGCAUUUUUUAUACUUGUAUAAAGGCUUUUUUUGUAGAAAAAAUAAAAAAAAAAAUACGUCGCCACCGUUAAA